CGUGAUGUUGGUGGGGCUACCGACCCACCCACCCACCCAUUGCCCCAACGACGACGACGAAGACCACCACCAAAGCCACAACGUCCUUCGUCUCGGUCGGAUUGGGCCUGAACAAUACACUUUGUGACGAAACACCCACCCCUACACACAGAGACCGCACACUUCAGUGUUGUCGACCAGUGCUUCCACUGCCUCCCAUUCAUCCUCAUCCUCAUCAGUGGGAUCCUCGAUCGAUGAUCUAGGCCUCUCUUCCGACCACCGACCGAGCAUCACAGGAUGAUCCGAUGUCUUCCACGGGUUCCAGUCGUCAUUUUACCAGCCUUUGGUGGCACCACCCACCCACUCGAUAUCGCAGUGCCAGUGUGAGCGCCCUCUUCGAACGCCCUGGUCCACCCCCUCCUCCACUCACCGGGCUCGGCCCUCAGUUCGGUCGGCUCACCGCGCCCUCGUCCACCCACGCCGCUUGGUCCCUGCGAUCGCGAUCGCAUUGGCACCUACCGCAUGGCCUGGCGGGGUCCGAACCGCCCCAUGCCAGGGCGGACUCCAACUCGGACUGGCGGUCCUGGUCUUCCCGCCUCGGAUUCUGGUUGAGUUCGUUGGCCUUGAGCUUGGCCUCGGCUCUGUUCCUAGCCCAAUGUCCGCGGGCCUUGCGGGCGGCUGAGGCCAUGGAUCCCUCAUCACCGGGAUUGAACGUUCCCCCGCCCCCCCGCAAAAACUCCCGUCGCCAGUCGUACAAUUUCAUCGCCGAUGUGGUACAAGACGUGGCCUCGGCUUUGGUGUAUAUCGAGAUCAAGGAUCUGGGCGUGCGGGACUACUUCACGGGUCAGCCCAUGACCUCGUCCAAUGGGUCGGGCUUCAUCGUCCAAUCCGAUGGGCUGAUCCUAACCAAUGCCCACGUGGUCAUCAAUAAACCUCGUGCUUCCGUCCAAGUCAGAUUGCAAGAUGGCCGGACCUUCACCGGCGUGGUGGAGAAUGUGGAUGUCCAAUCGGAUUUAGCCACAGUGCGCAUUCCCUGCCAGAACCUGCCCGUCAUGCCCCUGGGCACGUCGGCUAACGUCCGUCCGGGCGAGUUUGUCAUUGCCAUGGGCAGUCCGUUAUCCUUGUCCAAUACGAUCACCACCGGGGUGGUCAGUGCUCGCUCUCGGGCCCGCGCGGAAUUGGGCCUCCGAGAUCGGGAGGUGCCCGAAUACAUUCAGACCGAUGCGGCCAUUACCUUUGGCAACUCGGGCGGACCGUUGGUCAACUUGGACGGCGAGGCCAUUGGGAUUAACUCGAUGAAGGUCACUCCGGGUAUCUCAUUCGCCAUUCCCAUUGACUACGCCAAAGAGUUCUUGCGAAAGGCGGCCGACCGCACGAGCCGCUCCCCACCGGUGGGUGAACGCCGCUACGCCGGGAUCACGUUUGUGACCAUCACCACGCAGAUCUUGGACGAUCUUCGGCUGCGCAUGGAGUUACCCAUGCAAGUCCAGCAUGGUAUCGCUGUCUUCCGAAUUGUUCGGGGAUCGCCGGCUCAUCGCGCCGGACUCAUGGCGGGUGAUGUUGUAACGCACAUCAAUGGCAAACCCAUUUUAACGGCCAAGGAUUUCUACCGAUUUAUGGAGGGCGAUGACGACCUCGAAAUGAGCGUUUAUCGAAAGACCAAGAAGCUCAAGUUCCUCGUUCAACCCGAAGUCUUAUGAAUUGCUUAGAAUUCAUGUUGAUCGAUUCACUAGGAUAUGAAAUACAUAGGCAUAUAUAUCGAA
Messenger RNA from Tigriopus californicus, 1742 nucleotides. It is a transcript of the gene HtrA2, whose product is annotated as serine protease HTRA2, mitochondrial-like. NCBI's taxonomy places the organism in Eukaryota, Metazoa, Arthropoda, Copepoda, Harpacticoida, Harpacticidae. The record is from RefSeq and is a predicted model, not a curated record. Gene Ontology annotation, molecular function: serine-type endopeptidase activity; protein binding. The coding region runs from base 285 to 1679 and encodes 464 amino acids. The transcript has 5 exons. Gene Ontology annotation, biological process: positive regulation of apoptotic process; proteolysis; programmed cell death.